Molecule: messenger RNA, 666 nt
Organism: Candoia aspera
Lineage: Eukaryota; Metazoa; Chordata; Lepidosauria; Squamata; Candoiidae
Gene: PSENEN
Product: presenilin enhancer, gamma-secretase subunit
Exons: 3
Coding region: 132-437 (101 amino acids)
Biological process (GO): Notch receptor processing
Cellular component (GO): gamma-secretase complex
Source: RefSeq, a predicted model, not a curated record
GCGGGUGGCCGGGCGUUGGAAGAGCGGAGCGACGCGGGUCCGGUCCGGUCCCUCCAGCCCCGCACCGUCUGCAGCGCGGGGCUUCCUGUCCGUCUGCCUUGGGACUGGGAGGGCCGCCAGCCGUGGGCACCAUGAACCUGGAGCGCGUCUCCAACGAAGAGAAGCUGAACCUGUGUCGGAAAUACUACCUGGGUGGCUUUGCUCUGCUCCCUUUCCUGUGGCUGGUGAAUGUUUUCUGGUUUUUCCGAGAGGCCUUUUUCGCCCCAGCAUACACCGAGCAGCUUCAGAUCAAGCGCUAUGUCCAGCGGUCAGCCUUAGGCCUCCUUUUCUGGGUGAUUGUGCUCACAACGUGGAUCACCAUCUUCCAGGCACGUCGGGCCGAGUGGGGUGAACUUGGCGACUAUCUCUCCUUCACCAUUCCAUUGGGCAUCCCCUGAUAAACCUUGUUCCUUGAGGUCUUCAACAUGGAGCUUUGCAUUUUACUGUUGGACUCCUUGAAUAGCCACUGGCCACUGUUUUCUUAAUAUCUCCUUUCCAUGGAACCCAGGUUGGGAUUACACUGUGGUUAACUAUGGUGGGGCCACCUCUUCUCUCUGGCCCCGUGAAUCAUCAACUCUGGGUCUCCUUGACUACAAGAGAUGAUCAAUAAACAUAUGAUGAUCUGUU